CUGAUUGAGCCUGAUUGUAUGCAUUUCGCAUUCCAUAUUAUGCUAUGGGAAAGACAAAGUUAGCGUCACCUCUAAAGCUUUUCCAAUGCAACCAUGUUCUAUGAAUAGCAAUCUUGAAUAGGCUUUUAGCCACAAAUGUCCCAAAGUUGACUCAGUACUUCUUCGGUUUAAACAAGAUGUUGUUUGUUAUUGCUUAAGUAAGCGCCGGCGAAUUUUCAAUUACAUAAUCACAAUUUUCUAUCAGAAAAAUUAAGUUUAAUUUUUUAUCAGCAUAUGCAAGAAAGCUUCUUAAAAUUUACAGUGUUUCAUGCUUCCCUAUCCUUAUCAUCUUCACAUUUGCUUAUACGUCUUUUAGCAAUCAGCAAUAUGGCAGAAGCAAAGUUGACAAAGAAGCAACGUAAGGCAUUGGAAUUCCGUGCAAAGGCUGGCAAGGGAGAUGCUAAAACAGAUGAAGAGGUAAAAGAAGCAAAGGUGGAUGAACAGCAAGAUAUCGAAGCUGAACAGCCAAAAGACAUAAAGGGAAAGCAAAAAGAGGCUGAUGAGGCGGUGACAGAUGAUUCAGUGCCAGUCAAGCCAAAGGAAAAGAAAGUCAAGAAAGCAGAGUCUACCUCAGAAGCAGAAGGCAAACCAUCCAAAACGCCAACUACACGUAAGAGAAAGCAAGCCGAAGAUGUAGAAGCAUCGUCAGAUGGAAAAGCUACAAAGAAGAAAUUUGAUGAGGAUGGAAAUGUUGUGGAAACAACAGAGCAAGAUACCAAGGAAGAGAAGGAUACAAAGAGUGCUUCAGCCAACAACGAUUCGAAGAGAUAUAUUGUGUUCGUUGGGAAUAUGUCCUACAAGACCACAACGGAAGAAAUCACAAAACAUUUUGCUGAUCAUUGUGGAGAAAAGCCAUCUGUAAGACUGUUAACGACAAAAGGAGAUCCAUCAAAGGCAAAAGAGCUGUCUAAGUCGAAACAGAAAUCCAUCGCAAAAGGCAAAGCAUUGGACCCUGGAGCGCCACAAUCGAAAGGAUGUGCAUUUGUUGAAUUCAAACAACGUGAUGCUAUGCAAAAGGCAUUGCAGUUCCACCAUACAAAGCUACAAGGUAGAAGCAUCAAUGUUGAACUGACUGCAGGCGGAGGUGGAAAAGGAGCAGAAAGAAAGGAAAAGAUUGCAAAGAAGAACAAAGGAUUAGAAGAAGAGAGAAGGAAAUUACACGAAAAGUACGUCAAAGAUACAAACAAGAAAUCUGGAGAGAAGGAAGGACAAACAGAAACAAAGAAGGAAGAAGAACCAAAGAGACCACAAUGGGGACCAAAUGCAGCUGCAAAUGGCGGCAAGCCAAGACAAGCUACCAAAAUACCACGUUGGGCCGCAACAGGAGCCAAUGCGACACGAUUACAAACAUGAUUAUGAUCAAUUUUAUUUAUACGCUUUCAUCAAGACAGAGAAUACAUGUACAGUACUUUUUUUACCAAGAGAAUAUGAACAGAACGAGUAUACAGUAAUGUACGGUGACUAUAGAAGAUAUGGGAAAAAAGUGUAUGCGACAAAGCGGCUCCAGAGCGACGAUGCGGUAAGAUGCUAAAGAAACACAGAUGCACGAGGGGAAGACGGAUUGCCUGCUUCUUGAAAGGAAGAGAAUUGCCAUAUAACCCAGAUCAAUGGAAUGGCAUUUUGACAUCAUUUGAAAAGGUGCUUGAAGAAGUGCUGUUUGGGUUCAUCGUUCCGCCUCCAUUGUUUGCUGCCC
This is a messenger RNA of Meira miltonrushii, 1732 nucleotides long. RefSeq lists its product as uncharacterized. The record is from RefSeq and is a predicted model, not a curated record. Gene Ontology annotation, molecular function: RNA binding. The transcript has a single exon. Bases 367 to 1392 code for a protein of 341 amino acids. NCBI's taxonomy places the organism in Eukaryota, Fungi, Basidiomycota, Exobasidiomycetes, Exobasidiales, Brachybasidiaceae.